This is a messenger RNA of Onychostoma macrolepis, 1080 nucleotides long. RefSeq lists its product as uncharacterized. The record is from RefSeq and is a predicted model, not a curated record. The annotation marks the transcript as partial. Lineage: Eukaryota; Metazoa; Chordata; Actinopteri; Cypriniformes; Cyprinidae. The transcript has a single exon. Gene Ontology annotation, biological process: DNA integration; DNA recombination. Gene Ontology annotation, molecular function: DNA binding.
UCUGUCUCGUUUUGCCUUCCAGAAAUUCAGAGCGUUGGCUCCAGAGGCGGAUCCGCUCCCAACCCCAGUACCUCCUUAUUCAGAGCUGAUAUUUCCGUAAGUCAUCCUCUGAGACCUCUCCUUGAAGCUUCCCUCAAUUCAAUUCUUCAAGCGGUCUCCCCCAGGACCCUUCAGUCCUAUCUAACAGCCUGGAAAUGUUUUAAAACAUUUCACUCCGCUUACAAUCUGCUGUUUCCCGACUUUUCCCUGCUCUCCAUCACCUCCUUCAUCUCCCACCUUAACAUUAACAAAAACCUCCAAAUUGGCUCCAUUAAAGGUUAUCUAAGUGGAGUUCAAUUUUUCCACAAACUCAUAUAUGGUUCCCCUUCUCCCCAAAUAGCCAAUCCACAGACCUCCCUACUCAUCAAAGGCAUCCAAAAAACUCAUCCCACCCGCCCGGACACCAGGCAACCUAUAACCUUAAGGAUUCUAACCGAAUGUAUCUCCACCCUCCGCAGAGGUUACCAUUCCAUCCACACCGCCCGUACACUCGACGCCAUGUUUAUCCUAGCUUUCUUCGGUUUUCUCAGAUGCUCCGAGCUCGCCAUUACAUCUAGCUUUAACCCAAUCAUUCACCCCACCAUUUCUGAUCUAGCGGUGCUGGAUGAUGAAACCAUCUCUUACUUCAUUAAACAGAGCAAGACAGACCAGUCAAAGAAAGGCCACUUCAUUUACAUUUUCAACCUCCAAUCACCCAUACUACCAUACCAAGCCCUCCUAGCCUUCCUCCAGCUCAGGAAAUCACAGUCCAAACUCCCUUCCGACCCCCUUUUUACAGACAACUCCAACCGCCCCGUCACUCGUUUCUGGUUCCAAAAACACCUUAAAUCAGUUCUGCUCCUAUCCGGUACCCCAGCCACAAACUUUUCCAGCCAUUCGUUCCGAAUAGGUGCAGCAACCACAGCAGCCCAUAAAGGCCUCUCCCAGCAGCAGAUACAAGCUCUCGGUCGCUGGUCAUCAGAAGCUUUCAAGAGCUACAUUCGAUCGGACCGCUCCCAUAUCAAGGAAGCCCACCGAACCCUAAUCGGUCAACCCCCUUAA